AUGUCGGGGGACGGAGCUAAGGGACAAAGUGGCCCGAGCUCCAGCGAGGCAAGCAACAGACCCAAGCUCAGCGUCAACGUCAGCCUCUCAGCCUGGCUACGCCUGGUGCGUCUACAAUCAGCUUCACGAACGAAACCAUCAACCCAAACGCCCAAAUCCACCACAAUCAAUUCCAAACAAUCAUCGGCAUCGAUCUCUGAUAAUACAGAGAUACAUACUACUGAUCCACCUGAGCCCGUAAUACACAAUAGGGACAGCGACACCACGCUUCCCUUGCAGCCAUCCGGCCCGGCGUCGCAAACGACACCUCCCAAAACACCCACUCUCACUACAACACAGAGCGCCAGCACCAUGGCUGAACGAACGCUGCAACAGGUCAUUACCCAGCUGCGGGGAAACCCUUCGUACGAGCAGGCCUCACCUCUUCUCUCCAAAGCCAAGUUGUCAUUACUGCAGCUCAAGGCCCUUACGCCAACCCCGUCGACCCCCUCCAACCUGCUCGCCAUUGCCCGGGAAGUCUACGAGCUCGGCGCCAUCACAUCCAUUCGUGCCCGGAAUCCCGAUGCCUUCAAGCGCUACGUACAGCAGCUACAGCCCUUUUACGAGCUUCCGUCUAGCCAACUCAAGCCCAACCCCGAGGCACGGAACAAGGUCACGGGACUCUAUCUCUUGUUGCUCCUGACCGAGGGCAGAUAUGACAUCUUUCACAGCGAGCUAGAGAGCUUGAGCAUGCGCGUGGGAAAUGGAGGUUUUGAAUCAAUUGAGGCAGACCGCUACCUGGGCUACCCGAUCAAAUUGGAGAGGUGGUUGAUGGAGGGUAGCUACGACAGGGUGUGGAAGGCCAUGAAGAAGGGCGAGGUUCCCAGCGAGGAGUUUGGUAUCUUCUCUCAGAUUCUCACAUCACAAAUCCGCUCCGAGAUUGCUUCGUCUUCCGAGCGAGCAUAUCCUUCUUUGCCGCUUAGUAGCACAAAGUCGCUUCUGUUCCUUGAUUCGGAAGGCGCCGUGGUCGAGUUCGCCCGCCAGCGUGGAUGGGUAAUUCGUGAGGGUCAAAUCUACUUCCCGGCGGCCGACGACGAGGAUGCCGAGGAGAAGGACAUGUCGCAGAUGGUGAUUGAGAACACUCUCGGCUACGCUAGGGAAUUGGAGACAAUUGUGUAG
Molecule: messenger RNA, 1158 nt
Organism: Pestalotiopsis fici W106-1
Lineage: Eukaryota; Fungi; Ascomycota; Sordariomycetes; Amphisphaeriales; Sporocadaceae
Exons: 2
Coding region: 1-1158 (385 amino acids)
Biological process (GO): proteasome-mediated ubiquitin-dependent protein catabolic process
Cellular component (GO): cytosol; nucleus; proteasome regulatory particle, lid subcomplex
Source: RefSeq, a predicted model, not a curated record